CGAGCCUCUGACUUCGGCGUCACGUCUUCUCUCCUAAAAGCCAACCUGAUAUUGAGAAUUGGCUCUCCACAGACCCAACUGCAGCACGAGAGAUCUCCGGGAUUACUAUUCUCUGGCUGGGCGAUAUCACUUGACCAUCCCGAUUGGCCAUCUGCAGUGGGUCAUGUCCGACUCCUCGAAGCGGGCCAGGAACCCGCUUGGUAGAACUGCCUCGGGACGGGACUCCGUCCAGAAGGCAGCCGGUGUAAUUGCUUGCCAAACCUGUCGCCUGAAGAAGGUCAAAUGCUCAGGGACGGUUCCCUGUCAAUAUUGUUCUAAGCGAGGCUUAUCCUGUGUUCUCCCUCCCCAUGGUGUAAGACGGGUUUACUCUGUGACGAGAAUUGAGGAACUCCGAAGUCGUUUAGCCAGAUACGAGGACCAUGGCGAAGCCAGCAAUCCCAAUGAGAAUGAAGAGGCAAAUCCAAGUCUACCGCAAACAUCUCCAGCCUUGACGGCUCCUUCGUCGCCACACGAUUCCGCGACAAACUCCCAUCCCAGGGCUCCAGACAUUGUUGUGCCGCCAUUCACCCACCCCGGCAGCAAUGGACCUCAAACUCCAAAUCGAACGGGAGUUGCCCAAACUGGAGGCGACGAUACCAGAAAUAGCGUUUAUGGAAAUUCGAAUCACUCUAGCACACGUUCCAUCUCGGCAGGGGCAGAGGGUUUUGGUGCUCACACCCCGCAAGGGAUCCCCGCAGAGUCUUCUUUGAGCUCCAGUAAUGCGUUUGGGAGCAAGGUCCAAGAUUUGUUAAUCAGAUCUAGCACAACUCGGUCUGGCGGAACCCAGAUCACCACUUCUAGCCCUGGAAACAACACUGUCGGCACAUCAUCUCUCAGAGUAACCGUGCCGACCGGAAGGUUUCCAGAACUACCACUCGAAGAAGAAGCAUAUCAACUUUUAGAGGUCGUCAGCUUUUACAUCGGUCAAUCACAAACCCACUUUGACCAACGGGAGCUGUCAGAUCGGGUUGGUCUUCUCUAUGCUAACAUGAAUGACCCAAUUCAAGCGCACGACCUCUGGUAUAUGGAAAUGAUCCUCAUUUUAGCAAUUGGGAAGCUAUUCACUGCCAAUUGUGAGAAUGAUGGGAGCAAAUUUCCCGGAUCCCGACUCUUUGAGUUUGCACAUCAGAAUUUCCCUCCCAUCAGUGUGCAUUAUGCCCACGGUAGGCUGGGGGUUGAGGUUCAUGCCUUGAUGGCAAUGUAUCUCCAGAUGGUGGAUCGUAAAGAAGAGGCCUACCUAUACAUUAGCGCUGCUCUACGAUUGGCAGUUCUCCAUGGCUAUCAUCAGAAGGCUACAGGGAUGAAGAUGCUGCGGUCCGAAAGGGUACAACUAAACAGACUAUGGUGGACUAUCUACAUGCAAGAAAGACGUCUAGCUGCAGCAACUGGAAAGCCAUCGGGCAUUAAUGACGAUAUGAUUGAUCUGCCUCUGCCGUCGGACUCAGGUGGUUUCCCCCCAAGUGCUUCUCUCAGGGCCAAUGUGAAAAUAGCCCGAGUCACAGGUCAAGUGAUUGCAGUUUUAUACGGACCCCCGCAUCGAACCGAGGAUGAUUUCGUGCAUAAUGUUCAACAAAUAAUAAGGAAUUUAUUUGAAAUAUCCACAGAGAUCCCAUCUGAGCAACUUUUUAGUUGCAUUGGAAACAACUCAGACCUGGCACUUAGGACUACGGCCUCACUACACCUCAUGAUAUACCAGGCGACGCUCUUGACGAUUAGACCUCUUAUGCUCCACGUAGCUCAACUCAUACUGAGUGGUACUCAACCCAACCGCGAGGAACUUCACGCCGGUACUCUUGGGAAGCUAUUCAGAACUUGCUCAGAAGCAGCGAGGCGAUUAUUAAAAGCAAUAAUUGCGCUUAAGAACAGAAAUCUUGUUGCCAUCUUUGGAUUCUUCGAUUGCGAUGCGACCUUUUCCGCAGCCUUUAUCAUGCUACUCACGAUGAUAUUCGACUCGGCCUGUGAACCCGACCAAAGAAUUAACCCGACACCAGGAUUGCGGGAAGCGAUGGAAAUUUUGCAGCAUCUGGCUGGUCGAGGCAACACAUUUGCCAUGCAGCGAUUUCAAGAAGUGCAGAGUGUUUGGGAUCACGUCUCAACCAUUCUCGAAGUACCACAAGCAUCAAUCAACCACCCACUUGCUCAAGACAGCUCGGUACCCAACAACCGUGGACAAUUUUACGAUAAAGAGACCGCCGUAAUAAACCUAGCAGGGAGCCAUGAGCACUUAAAUCCGAGCACUACCGGCGACCAGCUACGAGAGGAUCACGAGGUGGGCACAGCCCACGUUGAAGCUGGCGUCUCUGUGGUGGAGCAUCAGUCUGUUCCCUGGGACACGGAUAUGUGGAACAGUAUUUCCGACAUUUGGCUUCCUCCUGUCGAUGCUAAUGCGGCUGAAAGCGCACAUGUGGGAAAUCUACUUGUGGACCCGCCUAUUGAGGACUACUACAACCAUUACCAGUCACUGCUCAAUGAUCCGGAUUGGGCAUUAACAGGCCAAGAUGUGGGAGACUUUGCUGAGCUUCGAAAACAUGUGCUGCGUCUGAACUCUUAGAAAAUAGUACUUAGUGUAGCUUGCCAUGAAGAAACUAGUAGAAAAGAUAAGGACCCUAGUCUGAAAAGAGUUACUGGAAGGCCUUUUGAGGACAG
Messenger RNA from Ilyonectria robusta, 2685 nucleotides. RefSeq lists its product as uncharacterized. Lineage: Eukaryota; Fungi; Ascomycota; Sordariomycetes; Hypocreales; Nectriaceae. Gene Ontology annotation, biological process: DNA-templated transcription; regulation of DNA-templated transcription. Gene Ontology annotation, molecular function: zinc ion binding; DNA-binding transcription factor activity, RNA polymerase II-specific; DNA binding. The transcript is spliced from 9 exons. The record is from RefSeq and is a predicted model, not a curated record. The coding region runs from base 164 to 2590 and encodes 808 amino acids.